AUGCCCUAUGAAGGAGAAGAGAAAAAUGAUCAAUUCAAUGUCAACCAAGAUGCAUUCUUCACAGAUAGAAAAUAUCAUCAAACAGGUCAAGCACAAACUAGUAAAAACAACACGCAAAGUGUGACGGUUCCACCCUAG
This is a messenger RNA of Blumeria graminis f. sp. triticale, 138 nucleotides long. Lineage: Eukaryota; Fungi; Ascomycota; Leotiomycetes; Helotiales; Erysiphaceae. The record is from the annotation of a GenBank genome assembly.